Messenger RNA from Polychytrium aggregatum, 1153 nucleotides. Its product is annotated as nucleophile aminohydrolase. The transcript is spliced from 6 exons. The coding region runs from base 140 to 940 and encodes 266 amino acids. The record is from RefSeq and is a predicted model, not a curated record. Lineage: Eukaryota; Fungi; Chytridiomycota; Chytridiomycetes; Polychytriales. Gene Ontology annotation, cellular component: proteasome core complex.
AGCACGACAACGGCGACCAUCCGAUCUGGAAUUCCGUCUCUGUCGUGGCCGCCUGCUGCUCCAACAUCCCGACUGCCGAUCCGCCCCAGCCCAGGCCAUCUCCCCGACAGCCGUUCCAUCGCACCCGCCAACGCCAAGCAUGUAUUCCUAUCCCGGGGCACAGUCACACGCUACGGGUGUUUCCGAUGCCUAUGAUUUCUCCUCCAACUUUGGCCACACCGAAGCAUCCCAUCGGUCCGCUGCCCAUGGGCCCACAACCCGAACCCAAUCGCCGAUCGUGACGGGAACCUCCGUCCUCGGAAUCAAAUACAAGGACGGCGUGAUGCUGGCGGCCGAUACCUUGGCCUCCUAUGGCUCGCUCGCCAGAUUCCGGGAUGUCGAACGUGUGGUCAAGGUUGGAGACUUUACCGUCGUCGGAGCCUCGGGCGACAUUUCCGACUUUCAGCACAUCCAGCACGUUCUGCAGUCCGUGACCACCGAAGAGUACACCUACGACGACGGACACAAGCUCUCUCCCCGCAAUAUCUACGAGCUGCUGAGCCGCAUCAUGUACAACCGCCGAACAAAAAUCGACCCGCUGUGGAACUCGCUGGUGAUCGGUGGCAACCGUAACGGCGACAAGUUUUUGGGAUAUGUGGAUUUGAUGGGAACGACAUACGAAGCUUCGACCAUCGCUACCGGAUACGGGUCAUACAUUGCUCAGCCUCUGCUCCGCAAGGCCGUCGAAGGAAAGGAAGACACCCUCACGGAAGCCGAGGCGAUCAAGAUCCUAGAUGAUGCCAUGAGAGUCCUCUGGUACAGAGAUGCUCGAUCUUCCAACAAGAUCCAACGUGCCACUAUCACAGCCGCCGGCGUCACUGUCACGGAGCCGUACGCCCUUGCCACAGAAUGGGGCUUUGCCGAGCACAUUCGUGGCUACGGUGUCGUGUACGGUGCAUAGGCGGAUUUGAUGCAAUGCGACAACGAGAAUGACCGACUCGAGGUCAUCACGCCGCGGCCCAAAGAUCGAAGCCUACGCAGCCUGAACAGCGACAAUAAAUACGCUGCCAACUAGUCGUGGGCUGACGAGUACUAUGCUUAUCAAAAGCACGCUGCCCUUUGAGACAGAGAGCAGCGGCGGUGGCGAGUUGAGGACACAGACUAUCCGUGCACG